CCUUUAGGCUUAUCUUCCUGGAAGCUACUCACUCAUCACUUUCCACUUCUCAGGACCCAAAAAAAGUUUUCUUUUCUUUUUACAUAUUCUUUGGUAGUAUUUAAGAAGGGGUAUCAAAUAAUGGACACAAAGGUACUUUCUUCUGGAAUCCACUACCCAAAUCUGCCAGAAAGUUACAUCCGACCCGAAUCUGAGCGACCUAGACUCUCCGAAGUGUCGGAGUGCGAGGAUGUUCCAAUCAUCGACUUGGGUUCUCAAGACAGAACCCAGAUUGUGCAACAAAUCGGUGAAGCCUGCAGAUUCUAUGGCUUUUUCCAGGUAAUUAAUCAUGGGGUGGGUCUAGAAGCAAUGAAGGAAAUGGAAGAGGUGGCACAUGGAUUCUUCAAGUUGCCGGUGGAGGAGAAGCUUAAGCUGUACUCCGAGGAUCCAUCGAAGACAAUGAGGUUGUCAACUAGUUUUAAUGUGAACAAAGAAAAGGUUCAUAAUUGGAGGGAUUAUCUUAGGCUUCAUUGCUAUCCAUUGGACAAGUAUGUGCCUGAAUGGCCAUCUAAUCCUCCUUCUUUCAAGGAAAGUGUAACAAAAUACUGCAAAGUGGUUCGGGAAUUGGGGUUGAGAAUACAAGAAUACAUAUCAGAGAGUUUGGGCCUUGAAAAAGAUUACAUAAAGAAUGUUUUGGGGGAACAAGGGCAACACAUGGCUGUGAACUACUAUCCACCAUGCCCAGAGCCAGAACUCACAUAUGGAUUGCCAGGGCACACUGACCCAAAUGCACUCACAAUUCUGCUCCAAGACUUGCAUGUUUCGGGCCUUCAAGUUCUCAAAGAUGGCAAAUGGGUCGCAAUUAGUCCCCAUCCUCAAGCCUUUGUCAUUAACAUAGGUGAUCAACUGCAGGCUUUGAGUAACGGGCUUUAUAAGAGUGUAUGGCACCGUGCUGUUGUCAAUGUUGAUAAGCCAAGACUUUCUGUGGCUUCAUUUCUUUGUCCCAAUGAUGAGGCAUUGAUAAGCCCUGCAAAACCACUCACACAAGAUGGAUCCAAUGUCAUAUACAGAGGAUAUACAUAUGCAGAAUACUACAAGAAGUUCUGGAGCAGGGACUUGGAGCAAGAACAUUGUUUGGAACUUUUCAAGAACAAGUAACCUUUAAGGAGAGAACUAAAAUAAUGAUAAAGAAGGAGGGAGGUAUUGGACAAUAAGCUCAGUGUUAUUGUUAACAUUUUGCUGCUUUUGCCGUUUAAUUGUUAAUCCAUUUGCUUGUUACAAAUUGUAGUUGGUUACAUAACUUUUAUGUCAAAUGCUCAUCAUUUCUGUGUGUUGAUAUAGCUGCAAGACUGGACUGCUUAUUCUUCUGCUUUGUGUGAAGGAAGUCGCAUAAGACCCCACAAGCAAUCAUGUUCUAGUAGCUUUAUGGUAGGAAGACAAAAAAAUGUCAUGUAAUAUUCUUAUGUUGAACCUUCAAAUUUUCUUAAUGCUGCCCAUGCAUGCAUUCUUGGUCCAAGAGAAGUGAGGAAAAAUGUGUUAAGUUUAUGUUAGCUAUUGUGUUUAGAACUGUUGCCACGUUUGCAAUUACCCGUUUUGAAUAUGUCAAAGUCAAUUUCCUAGAUUUUAGGAGUUUAAUAGUUUUCAGUCUUUUCUUUUAGGUUUGUUUAAUCGUGGCCUCGCUAGAAAAUGUGUUGUUAGUGGUUAGUUAUUUUAUUGGCUAUAUAUGUACGUUUUGAAUCAAUUAAAUAAUAUCUUUCUCA
Molecule: messenger RNA, 1739 nt
Organism: Cajanus cajan (pigeon pea)
Lineage: Eukaryota; Viridiplantae; Streptophyta; Magnoliopsida; Fabales; Fabaceae
Gene: DMR6
Product: 2-oxoglutarate (2OG) and Fe(II)-dependent oxygenase superfamily protein
Source: RefSeq, a predicted model, not a curated record